Messenger RNA from Arachis ipaensis, 1198 nucleotides. RefSeq names its product polyprenal reductase 2-like. Gene Ontology annotation, molecular function: 3-oxo-5-alpha-steroid 4-dehydrogenase activity. Lineage: Eukaryota; Viridiplantae; Streptophyta; Magnoliopsida; Fabales; Fabaceae. Gene Ontology annotation, biological process: dolichol-linked oligosaccharide biosynthetic process; polyprenol catabolic process. The record is from RefSeq and is a predicted model, not a curated record. Gene Ontology annotation, cellular component: endoplasmic reticulum.
UUUCUCUAUUGAAGGUUCCAUCAUCAUCAUCUUAUAGUAAUGGAGUUGGAGAUGCAUACGAUCCUUGCUCAAUUGCUGAGACUAGCAUGGAUCGUUGGUACACUUCCCAUUCUCAUCGCUUCAAUUCAAAUUCCCAGACUCAACUUCCUCCAUACAAUCUUGUUGGGUUUUGCUAGAAGGGGAAAAAUCAUGCACUCAUCUUCCCUGAAAUUCACGCUCCCUCAAAGAUUCUUCUUGCACUUUUAUAUUGUUGCAUCAAUAUGGACAACGUUCUUGCUUGAUACAACUUGGUGUUAUGCAUACACAAUGGUGCCAUCGGUUAGGGAAUCAUCUGCAUACUCUACCAUUACAAGCUACUUGAUUGGAGGCUCAGUUUUGAGAACUGGUUCAACUACAAUGCUUCAGAGGCAUGCUAUUUGGCAAGCUGUUUUUCUUCUUUUGUUAAUGGAAGCUCAAGUGUUGAGACGCCUAUUUGAAACCAUAUAUGUAUUUAAAUAUAGCCCCUCUACCUGCAUGCACAUCCAUGAUUAUCUCACUGGAAUGUUCUUCUACCUAGCAGCACCAAUGUCGCUGUGUGCUGAUUGCGCCUUCGAUGUGUUGUACUUCCUAGUAAAUCUAGUCACCAAGUUCAUCGUCGUAGGCAAGGAUCAUAUGCCACCAGUGGAGGUAGAACUUUGGCAAGUUGUAAAUCCUCUUGUCAGACUUGGAUGGAAGCAUUGGAUUGGUGCGACUGUUUUUUUCUGGGGUUGGAUUCACCAACAAAGAUGCCAUAAGAUUCUUGGUUCGCUUCGAGAUUCAAGACAAGCAGAGGAAUAUGCAAUUCCUCACGGUGAUUGGUUUGAAAUUGUUUCCUCUCCACAUUAUCUCUCUGAAAUGGUUAUAUACGGCAGUUUUGUUGUUGCCAUUGGAGGAUUCGAUCUAACCAUAUGGCUACUACUUGUUUUUGUGCUGGCAAAUCUGUCAUUUGCAGCAGUGAAAACACAUAGAUGGUAUCAUCAGAAAUUUGAAGAUUAUCCAAGAAGUCGGUUUGCUGUUUUACCAUAUAUUCUCUGAGAUAAUGAGACAAAUAGACAAUGCUUUUCAUAUUAGAUUUAAGAAAAGCACUACGUUAAUUCUCAUAGAUGUGCCUGUUCGUAUGAACUUAUUUAGUUUAUAGAAAAAAGGCUUGUAUUUAAUAUACUGAGAUUUCUACACACGA